Messenger RNA from Lolium rigidum, 2201 nucleotides. Its product is annotated as pentatricopeptide repeat-containing protein At3g29230-like. Gene Ontology annotation, biological process: RNA modification. The coding region runs from base 1 to 1746 and encodes 581 amino acids. NCBI's taxonomy places the organism in Eukaryota, Viridiplantae, Streptophyta, Magnoliopsida, Poales, Poaceae. Gene Ontology annotation, molecular function: RNA binding; protein binding. The transcript has 3 exons. The record is from RefSeq and is a predicted model, not a curated record.
AUGUCUUCCCCGCCUCCGCUCGCCCUCUCGAUCCUCCUCUCCCGCCUCCGCGGCUGCAGCGGCGCCGCCAGCCACGCGCUCCAGUGCCACGCCCUCCUCCUCACCUCCGGCCACCUCGCCGCCUCCCCGCUCCGCCUCUCCAACCUCCUCCUCCUCGCCCUCGCCUCCGCCUCCGCGGCCUCCCACGCCGACGCCGUCUUCGCGCGCCUCCCGGUGCCCGCCUCCCGCCACCCCUUCCCCUGGAACACCCUCAUCCGCCUCCACGCCGCCGCCAGCCCGCGCAAGGCCCUCGCCUACUUCGCGCGCAUGCGCCGCGCCGCGGUGGACCCCGACGCCUACACCUUCCCCGCCGUGCUCAAGGCCUGCGGCUGCGGCGUCGGGCUCCUGCUGCACGCCGAGGCCGUUACGAGGGGCCUGGAUCGCGAUCUGUUCACGAGGAACGCGCUCCUCAGCUUCUACUGCCGGAUCGGGGACUGCCGCUCCGGGCGCAAGGUGUUCGACGACGGCGCGCGGGACCUCGUCUCGUGGAACUCCAUGGUGGCCGGGUACGUUGCAUGCGGCGAGGUGGAGCUGGCGCAGGAGCUGUUCGACGAAAUGCCGCGCAGGGACGCGUUCUCCUGGGCCACCAUGAUAGAUGCCUACGGGAAGCAGUCCGGAGGCGUGGACCGUGCGCGCCAGCUGUUUGAUCAGAUGCCCGACAGGGAUUUAGUGUGCUGGAACUCCAUGAUCGAUGGGUAUGCUAGGCAGGGGAGGAUGGUCGAGGCGAGGGCGCUCUUCGAUGAGAUGCCUGAGAGGAACGUGAUCUCGUGGAGCAUCGUCGUUGACGGUUAUGUUAGGUGCGGGGAGCCUUCGGAGGCUUUGGAGCUUUUCCAAAGGAUGCUGAGGUGCGGCAUUAGGCCUGAUAGGGUCGCUGUGGUCGGGGCUGUCGCGGCGUGUGCGCAGCUGGGAGCUCUGGAGCAAGGCAGGUGGCUGCACUCUUACUUGGAGAAGAAGAAGGUUUUGUUCGAUGUCGUGGUCAAGACAGCUCUAAUGGACAUGUACAUGAAAUGUGGGCGCUUGGAUCUUGCCACGUUGAUCUUCGAAAGCAUGCCUGAGAAGAGCGUGGUUACCUGGAAUGUGAUGAUUGUUGGGCUUGGAACUCAUAGUUGCGGGCGUGAUGCUGUCAAGCUUUUCUAUCAAAUGGAGUCUGAAGGAGCACCAAUGGAUGAUCUUAGUGUACUUGCCGUGCUGACUGCUUGCACGCAUGCUGGGUUGAUCUCAGAGGGUUUAACGAUAUUUCAUAGAAUGAGCAAGGAUCUUGGGAUAGAUCCUAAGGUUGAGCAUUAUGGUGCAUUAGUUGAUCUCCUUGGCCGUGCUGGACAUUUGGACCAGGCUAGGCACGCCAUAGAGACAAUGCCGAUGGAACCAACUCCAGAACUAUGGGGAUCUCUUCUUGCUGCCUGCCGAAGCCAUAGGUGUGUCGAGCUGGCUGAGCUGUCGGUUGAACGCCUAGCAAGUCUUGGAGCAGAUGACUCCGGAGUCUAUGUUCUUCUGUCCAAUAUAUACGCUGAUGAGGGAAUGUGGGAGGGUGUCAUGAGGAUUAGGAGACUGAUGAAUGCUGAAGGGAUGAAGAAGGACACUGGAAGGAGUGUGAUUGAGGUGGAUGGACAAAUAAACGAGUUUGUGAACGGAGGCAGUUCACAUCCACAUAAGGACGAAAUUUACUUCAUGCUGUGGAAUUUAGCUAACAUGGUAGCAUCUACUUGAUUACUCCACUGUACAGCAAAUGUGUCUGAAUCCUGUGGUCUGAUGCCUGUUGAUUUAACAUUCAUGGCAUUUGAUUCUAAACUGUGGGAGGAGCUCUUGAAACUCUGUUAUUUCACACGGUUUCUCUGAACUCGGAAGCUGCUUGUCAUGACGAAUAUAUGCAAAUCUUCCUUGGUUUCAGGAAAACAAACUGUUUGGUUGGAACUCUGGCUUAUUUCCUGAUGAAGUGAGCUAUCCCCCCAAGUUCUAUUGAUAUACCAGCCAAACAGGUUUCUAAUCACAAAUUUUGAGAUCCAUGGGGUGGUCCAUUCCGUUUCUUUGAUUGACUUGCACAGAGGUAAAUAUAGUUUCGACUUUCAUAUUCAGUAAAAUAACAUAUUGGUUGAAUGAAGAAGCUCUAUUGGAUCCCUUCUCUCAGCCAAUUUUCAUUGGUAACUAACAGUUUGGGGCUACCA